Sardina pilchardus (European sardine) is the source of this 4818-nucleotide messenger RNA. RefSeq names its product integrin alpha-6-like. Gene Ontology annotation, biological process: cell adhesion mediated by integrin; cell-cell adhesion; leukocyte migration. The record is from RefSeq and is a predicted model, not a curated record. Bases 93 to 3251 code for a protein of 1052 amino acids. Gene Ontology annotation, molecular function: integrin binding. The transcript has 26 exons. Lineage: Eukaryota; Metazoa; Chordata; Actinopteri; Clupeiformes; Clupeidae. Gene Ontology annotation, cellular component: integrin complex; external side of plasma membrane.
CGGUGCCGUGAGAAACGGACUUUGGUCUCUGUCUCGGAGAGGAACUGUGCUGUUUUGGUGAAAUAGCCUUUUUUGUCAGUUUCGUCUAAAACAUGGGGUGUUGUAGGAUAGCAGAGACACUUCCCUUCUUGUUGCUGUUUUGGACAUGCAUCUCGGCUUUCAACCUGGACACGGAGAAUGUCAUCGUUAAAUCCGGAGACCCAGGCAGCCUGUUCGGAUUCUCUCUUGCCAUGCAUCACCAGCUAAAGCCCGACAAAAGACAUCUGCUGGUAGGUGCACCCAAGGCUUUCGGUCUGGGGGUACAGACAGCCUCCAAAACUGGGGGCCUCUACACAUGUGACAUCAACGACUCUAGCCCCUCAUGUAGCAGAGUGCAGUUUGAUGAACAAUUGGACAAAUCAAGGGAAAACAAAGAUGACCAGUGGUUGGGGGUAGUUGUGCAGAGCCAAGGUCCUGGAGGGCAGGUUUUGACGUGUGCCCAUCGUUACGAGCAGCGCUUCUUUGUGGGCAGCAAGCAGGAGUCGCGCGACAUCACGGGCCGCUGCUACGUGUUCGGCCCGGACCUGACCAUCGACCUGAACCGCAACGGCGAGGGCGGCGAGUGGAGGUUCUGCAGCGGGCGGGCGCGAGGCCACGAGCGCUUUGGCUCCUGCCAGCAGGGCAUCUCUGCCACCUUCACCCGGGGCCACCACUACCUGAUCUUUGGAGCGCCCGGUGCCUACAACUGGAAAGGCAUAGUGCGUUUGGAACAGAAGAAUGACAGUCUGGCAGAUCAGAAUAUUUUCAAUGAUGGCCCCUAUGAGGUGGGCGAUGAGAACCGGCAGGACGAAAACCUGGUGCCAGUUCCGGCCAGCAGUUACCUCGGCUUCUCUCUCGACUCUGGGAAGGGCAUCACUAAGCAAGACCAUCUGACGGUUGUCGCUGGAGCACCGCGAGCCAAUCACAGUGGAGCGGUGGUGUUCCUGAAGAUCGAGCCAGACACGGCCAUGAUGACCACUGAACACAUCCUGGAUGGAGAGGGGCUUGCAUCCUCCUUCGGCUAUGACCUGGCAGUGCUUGAUCUCAACGCUGAUGGGUGGCUGGAUGUUGUUGUCGGAGCGCCUCAGUUCUUUAUGAAAGAUAAAGAGAUAGGAGGAGCCAUCUAUGUCUACAUCAACAAGAAAGGAGCAUGGAAAAACGUUAAGCCUGUCCGCAUUGAUGGGGCCAAGGACUCCAUGUUUGGACUGUCCGUGGAGAACACUGGGGAUUUGAACCUUGAUGGUUAUGGAGAUGUGGCAGUUGGAGCACCUUAUGAUGAUGACGGCAUCGGGAAGGUCUUCAUCUAUCAUGGGGCUGCAGAUGGCAUCGUGAAGAAGCCAGCACAGGUUUUGACUGGGGCCAGUGGGGUCCAGCUGUUUGGCUACUCCAUGGCAGGAAACAUGGACAUGGACCUUAACGUUUACCCUGAUUUGGCCAUUGGCUCUCUGUCAGAUUCAGUAUAUGUCUACAGGGCACGACCAGUCAUCAAUCUUCAGAAGCAGGUGAAGAUAUCACCAAAGGAACUGGACUUCAAAACGAAAAACUGUGGCGAUAGCAUAUGUCUAGAUGUGGAAGCCUGCUUCUUGUACACAGCAAAUCCAUCGACUAUCAAUCCUAAAAUAGUGGUAAAGUAUAUGUUACAGUCGGAUAUGGAACGCAGGAACGCAGGUCUUCCUUCUCGAGUGACAUUCUCCACGCGUUCUGAAUCGGACCCUGAGUCUCAGAGCACAGGAACCUUGGAACUGCGUGGCCAGAACGUACAGAACUGCAUCAAGAACCAACUCAAACUGAAGGACAACGUUAAGGACAAGUUGAGAGGGAUUCCCAUCGAGGUAUCUGUGGAAAUCCAAGAGAGCAAGCGCAACCGCAGGGCGCUUCCGGGUCUCACUCCCAUCCUGGACGCUAACGAGCCAGUCAGUGUGCUCUCUGAGGUGCAAUUUGUGAAAGAGGGGUGUGGGGGUGACAACGUCUGCCAGAGUAACCUGGAUAUCAAGUACAAGUUCUGCUCAAAAGAACCAAACAAAGACAUCUUCAAUCCCCUGCCUCCCUCCAGCCGUGGAAACGGACAGCUGAUCUCGCUCAGCGACCAGAAGGAGAUCGCUUUGGAGGUCACGGUGACCAACAAGGGUGGCGACGACGCCUAUGAAGCAGCCGUGGUGGCCUCGUUCCCCAGGACGCUCUCUUACUCGGCCUCACGUUUCCUAGACAAAGAUAAGCCGGUGUUCUGUAAUACCAAUCAGAAUGGCUCACAAGCGGAGUGUGACCUAGGUAAUCCUUUCAAGAAAGACGCAGAGGUGACCUUUUAUAUAGUUCUAAGCACCGGAGGCAUCUCUUUGAAUACCACAGAGGUGGAGGUUGACCUGAAGCUGGAGACGACAAGCCAGCAGCAGGGUGUAAGUCAGGUGAAGGCCAGGGCAGACGUGGCCAUAAAGUUACUUCUCUCAGUCACUGGAGCGGCGAAGCCCUCCCAGGUCUACUACAGUGGAGAAGUCAAAGGAGAGAGUGCCAUGAAGUAUGGGAGUGACGUCGGCAACUUGAUCGAAUAUGAGUUUAGGAUAAUCAACUUGGGAAAAAACCUGCAGUCGUAUGGAAAAUCCACACUGACCAUCCAGUGGCCGAAGGAAAACGACAACGGCAAGGGCAAGUACAUCCUCUACCUGAUGAAGGUCACCUCCACAGGACUAGACAGCCACACCUGCGAUGGCGAGGUCAACCCAAUAUCACUGAUUGAGGGUUCCCCCACCAGGGGUAAGCGUGAAAUAGCCAGUGAGAAACCAGCAGAGGGAGGUACCAUCGCACUCCUUACGGACAAAAGGAAAAACAAAACUCUGUCUUGUGGCACGGGGGCCAAAUGCAUCGAGCUGAAGUGUCAGCUGCAGGGGAUGACGAGUAACGCGGUCAUAACACUGAAAGCACGACUAUGGAACAGCACAUUCAUCGAGGACUAUUCUGACCUGAAUUACUUGAAUAUCCUGGUGACGGCAAAACUCACUGUCGACGGCAAGGCCUCCAACAUUGAUCUGACAGACACUAGUGCAACGGCGAGCGUGACGGUGUUCCCUGAGCGCCGGGUGGCACAGCGCGGAGGCCUGCCCUGGUGGAUCAUCCUGGUGGCCAUCCUGCUGGGCCUGCUGCUCCUCGCCCUGCUCAUCUUCCUGCUCUGGAAGUGCGGUUUCUUUGGCAACAAAGAUGAUGACCCCUCAGAAAAAGAGAAACUGACCUCAGAGGCCUAAGAAGUGCGUCAGAGGGCCUGAGAACCCAAAGCGAGAGCGCACUGGUGUGGAUUUUUCAAACGUUCCAAGUACAACGAUAGUGUUCCGAGCUACAGCGCGGUGCGGAUCAAAAAGGAGGAGCGCCGGAAUGACGAGCCAGACACUCUGGAGAAGAAGCAGUGGAUGACUAGCUGGAAUGAGAAUGAGAGCUACUCUUAACACUCACUUUGUUUUCUGGAAGAUUCUGUCUCCUGCUUGACUCAGUAAUGGCUUAAUCAUUUUGUUGCCCCCCCCACACCUCCAAAAAGAAAAAAAUAACACACAAAAAAAAAACUCCUCCCCUUGUGCCUGGAAGGGACUGCAUUUGCACAUUUUGAACUUGUGAUUGUGAAUUUCAAAACAUUGCGCAGAAAAAAUACUUUUUUCUCAUUUUUGUUCUUAAGGGAUACUUCUAACAGUCCUUCCUUCUCACCUAACACUAUCUUCUAAGGACACAAAGUGUUAAUUUCUUACGCCUAAAAUUCUUUCCAUCUGUGAUCCAUUAUAUUUCAGAUUUUAUUGUUUUUUUUCCAACAUUUAAAGAUUUGGAGUUAAACAUUUUAUACAUUUUUGUAUAUAUUUGAACUGAACUGUCUUAUGUCGGUAUGUAUUUAUUUUCAGCAGGUACUUCUGCUGUGUUGACCAAAGAAAGAACUGUCUGAUUGUCCUCAAAAGAAAAGACUGUUUUCUAUUGAAUGUAAAUAUCUUAGAUUUUGAAUGCCUUACAGUAUGUCUAAUGCUCCAGCUUUUUUAUCUUGUACCAUUAGUGUGGUUAUGGAUUGUCAGUAUUUUGGAUAUAAUAUGAACUUUGUAAAAGGUAGAAACAAGACCCUCUAAUUGUAUAUAUAAGCGGCUGUGUGCUUUCCAACACAAAUCCUUCAUAGACACAGAGUAAGGAGAAUAUCCAAAGCACAAAGAAACUUUCUACAGUAGAUUUUGAAUGCAGAUAAGGAUGAACUUUCCAAGGCGCCCUCCUGUUUGCUUCUCUUUGAUAUGAUCUUAUAUGUCCCUUUUAAUUUCAUGUUACCUGGAUAAUUUACCUAGAAUUUCAAAAGGUACUGUGAAUGGUGCAGUGUACAACUGACCAUUACAGUCCGUUUGACCUCAGAGGGGUUCAUAUGCACUGCAUCCCGACAGUUAAUUUCUGCCCUGGCAUCUACAGAUAUUAGGCCACCACAAUCAACCAGUGUUACAUUUUGUUAUGUAGGUAACUAACUGGGAAUCCACAUGCACACAGAUGUCUUCAAGAGAAGAUAAUCUUUACCUGGCUUUUUCUCCCAGAUGUGUGCAUGUGGGUGAAAGUGGCUGAAUGUUUUUGUUUCAGUUUUUCAACCAAAGUAAAGGGAACACAGAGCCAAGCAAUAUUCCAUGAGGGGAAAUUGGAGUAUGUGAAACGGAUAACACAGCAAGCAAGCAAGCCCCCCCCCCCCCCCCCCACACACAUUCCCUCACCCACAUUUCUCUUUUCUGAAGUUGGAAGUCAUCAUUUCAUUCACUUUGUCUUUGUUUGUGAGUUUGUAGAAUAAAGAGGAGGGAGUUUUUGGUUUAA